GUCACGGCUGGCGUCAUUAUAAGUAUCAGGUCCUCCCUUAAGUGUCUUACAGCCAUUGCUCUCGACCUUGGCAUCCCCAAUGUUUGCUUUCCUGAGCCUUCUGCUUAUCUACGGUUUUGCUGCAGCUGAGGCUCGGCUCACUCGCUCACAAAGGUUCAAUUCAAGGUUGGGUAAAAUUAGCGCUCUCAAUUCUCGUGGCACAGAUGCUAGCUGCUCUCUCACAGCGAGUGGAGGGGAUGAUGCCCCUGCCUUUCUGAACGCCGUAAAGAGCUGUGACACUACGACCAUUCCGCUAGGAACCACGUUGUCAAUUGCCACUCCUCUGAACAUGAGCGGUCUGCAGGACAAGCACAUCAGUGUCGAAGGAACAAUCAGGUUCACCAACGAUACCCCUUUCUGGAGCGGUAACGCCUUCUUUUUCGACUUCCAAAACGCGUCUUCGUUCUGGAUCCUUGGUGGGAAUAACAUCAUCCUUGAUGGCGGCGGAACUCUAGACGGGCAGGGACAAGCGUGGUAUGACGCUUUUGCGAGCAACAGCACCCUUCAACGACCCAUCAUUCUCACCGUAUUCCAAGGGACGAAUGUCACGGUGGACAAUGUGCAUGAAGUUAACAGCCCUUUCUGGACCAAUCUCGUCUGGGAAAGCUCGGAUGUCACAUAUAACGCCAUCAACAUCAGUGCCACCUCCAGUUCGUCUCAUGGCCCGUCCAAUACAGACGGCUGGGACAUCUAUCGCAGUGACAAAGUAGUGAUUCAGAACUCCGUGAUCAACAACGGGGAUGACUGUGUUUCGUUCAAGCCCAACUCCACGAAUAUUCUGGUUCAAUCACUCCAGUGUACCGGAUCUCAUGGAAUAUCUGUCGGUAGUCUUGGCCAAUUUGCGGGGGUGUUCGACAUCGUGGAGAACGUUACAUCGACUAACAUCACCAUGACGAAUACCGAAAAUGGGGCCAGAAUCAAGGCUUGGGCGGGUCCUGACGUGGGUAGCGGUAUCGUCAAGAACAUCACCUUCGACCACUUCUUUGAGACGAAGGUCGACAAUCCUAUCAUCAUAGACCAGUGUUAUAUGACCGACGCAUCAGAAUGCGCUGAGUUCCCCUCGAACACGUUCAUACAGGACAUCUUCUUCAAUAGCAUCACGGGGACGUCCUCUGGAACGACGGGUGCGUCGCUUGCGUGCUCCCCAGACGGCCGCUGCGACGACAUCAACCUAAACAAUAUCACCGUCAUGUCCUCGGCAUCAUCGAACGCGACAUUUACCUGCCAAAACGUAAACCUCACAGGGAACGCCGCUGGUCUCUUCGGUACAUGUGCGACUACAUGAACGAGUUCGACUGUGUUCAUGGCAUAGCGACCUCAUGACAGUCGCCGUAGGACUCACGAUUCGCCUCUCCUCCGAUGUAUUGGUUUGUACAUAUAUUCCGG
This is a messenger RNA of Stereum hirsutum FP-91666 SS1, 1425 nucleotides long. Its product is annotated as glycoside hydrolase family 28 protein. The transcript has 13 exons. The record is from RefSeq and is a predicted model, not a curated record. The coding region runs from base 80 to 1324 and encodes 414 amino acids. Lineage: Eukaryota; Fungi; Basidiomycota; Agaricomycetes; Russulales; Stereaceae. Gene Ontology annotation, biological process: carbohydrate metabolic process. Gene Ontology annotation, molecular function: polygalacturonase activity.